UGGCGCGGCCGGCGGUGUGAGUGCUAGUGGCCACGGCAGUGCAAACAGUGCGGGCAGCGGCGGCAGUGGCAGCAGCAGCAGCAGUGGCGGCAUCCUCGGGCUCUGUACCACCGCGCACCACGGGAGCGGUGACGCCCACAGUGGACGCAGGUCGGCGGGAGGCAGUGUGGGCAGUGGCGGCGGCGGCGGCACCAGUGGGAGGGAAAGCUCCGGUCCGGCCACUGCGACGUCGGGCGGCAGUGGGUCGGCGGCCCCGGCAGCCUCGGGGAGAAGUAGUAGCGGUGGUGGUGGUGGUGGAAGUGGCGGUGGCGGUGGCGGCGGUUUGCUAGCCGACCAUCCCUCGCAUCCGCACCACCAUCACCAUCACCAUGCCCACCCGCACCAGUCGGCGGGAGGGGGCGGCGGCGGCGGCGGCGGAGCGACGGGGGGCAGUGCUGGGGCGGCGGCGGCCGUGGCGGUGGCGGCGGCGGCAGCCGUCGCCGGCCUCCCCGUGCACACCUGCCAUGUACUGUGGCGUGACGUUUCACAACCAGAACAAGCUGACCCGCCACAUCCUCUCCCACUCGCUCGAGUCGCUCAAGUUCCGGGAGGCGACGCACCUGCUCCAUCCGCACCUCGCCUGCGGCACGAGCUGACGCAGGUGGCGCUCGCCGCCAGCAGGCCCAGUCGACGUCGCCGUCGCAGCUGCCGUCGCCCCACUACGGCCACCAUCGGGGCAGCGGGCGAUGGCCGAGCUGGAGCUGGCGGCCGUGCUCGCGUCCCAGUCGGGCGGCCUCGGCCUCGGCCGGUGGUGGGCGCGGGCGGCGUCAAUCCGCUCACCGGCGGCGGCGGUGGCGGCGGCGGCGGCGGCGGUGCCGGCGGGCUCGGCCCCGACCAGGGCGGCAACAGCGUGGUGCUGUGCAAGUUCUGCGGCAAGAGCUUCCCGGACGUGACGUCGCUGAUCACGCACCUGCCGGUGCACACGGGCGACCGGCCGUUCAAGUGCGAGUUCUGCGGCAAGGCGUUCAAGCUGCGGCACCACAUGAAGGACCACUGCCGAGUGCACACAGGCGAGCGGCCGUUUCGGUGCGGCAUGUGCGGCAAGACGUUCUCGCGCUCGACCAUACUGAAGGCGCACGAGAAGACGCACUAUCCAAAGUACGCGCGAAAGUUCCUGGCGUCCCCACCGCCGAUCGACGGGAAGGACGAUUCGCCCCAAUAG
Anopheles merus is the source of this 1201-nucleotide messenger RNA. Its product is annotated as keratin, type I cytoskeletal 9-like. Lineage: Eukaryota; Metazoa; Arthropoda; Insecta; Diptera; Culicidae. The annotation marks the transcript as partial. The record is from RefSeq and is a predicted model, not a curated record. Gene Ontology annotation, cellular component: nucleus. The transcript has 3 exons.